AUGCCGAGCGAAGAAAGAGUCGCGAUAGAAUAUGCAGAGAGCAUUCGUAGGCCUUCAUACAAUUCACUAGAGAAAGAAAUAGAGGCGCUUCGCAGCGAGUUAAAACGGUAUAAGGAAAUAGAGGCAAAUGAAGACGAAGACGAUGAGAAGGAUUUUAUAGAUUUGGAUCUUGAGAGAGAAGUUCAAGAAUAUCAAUCUUAUAAAAGAACAAUGAUCCUUGCGUUUUUUACAUACAUGCGUUUUCAUACAUGCGAAGAUUUCCGCUUGUCUAUCAUUGAAAACCAAGUCAAUUGCGAAAGAUGUCAGACAAAAUUCGACGAAGAUAAACAUAUGUUGGUAGAUAACUUUGAUAAAUGUCUCCAUUUUGUUGGAAAAUCAUGCAUUUUUGAUGCAUUCAAAAAACGAAAGCAAACCGAUUCCGAAGAGGCAAUAGCUGACGAUCUCGAACAAAAACUCAAAUGUCCGAUUUGCUCUGGCAUUGGUGUAAAGAAGAAAGAAGAGAGAAAAAAAUGUAGUCAGAAGACCAGUCUUAUGUAUUUCUCUGGCCUUAGUCGAAAAAAGAAAUUAGACGAAAUCAAGGAAUCGCAAAUUCUUUCUUUUUGGAAAACUCUUGAAACUGAAAAUAAACUUGAUGAUUGA
This is a messenger RNA of Oikopleura dioica, 639 nucleotides long. NCBI's taxonomy places the organism in Eukaryota, Metazoa, Chordata, Appendicularia, Copelata, Oikopleuridae. The record is from the annotation of a GenBank genome assembly.